AUGGAAAAGCCCGCCGCCGUCGCCGUUGCCACGCCGCAUCCCGGCCCGCCCAAGAACUUCGCCUCGGGCCACGGCAUCCUCUGCGCCGGCCUCCCCCGCAGCGGCACCGCCUCACUCAGCCGGGCGCUCGAGAUCCUCGGCAUCGCGCCCGUGCACCACGUCAUGAAGCUCGACGACUGGCCGCAGCUAUACGCUUGGGGCCGCGCCGCCUGGUGCCACUUCCCCUAUCUGCGCGAGCACCGCCUCUUCCGCGCCUUCUACCUCGACCCCUACGACCCGCUGCUGCCCUGGUCGCGCGGGGACUGGGACCGCCUCAUCGGGCCCUACCGCGCCGUCACCGAUGUCGCCGCCUACUUUGGCCGCGAGAUCUACUGCGCCUACCCCGAGGCCAAGGUCAUCCUCGUCGAGCGCCAAUUCGAUCGCUGGGCGCAGAGCUAUAGCGUCUUCACCGACUCGUGGCUCUACGGCGUCUGGGACCUCGUCUGCUUCCAGCUCGCGACGUGGGUUGGCCUGCCGUUCGUCAUCGGCAUCAGCGACGUCUACACCGGCUGGAUGGGCGCGCGCACCGGCGCAGGGGCCAAGAAGCGCCUCCGCGAGCUGCACACGGCGCACUACGCCAAGAUGCGCGCCACCGUGCCGCCAGAGAAGUUGCUCGACUUUCGUCUCGAGCAGGGCUGGGAGCCUCUCUGCAAGUUCCUCGACGUCCCCGUACCCGACGUUCCAUUCCCGCAUAUCAAUGAGCGCAGCGAGGUCCUAGAGUUCCGCAACGGCACCAUCGAGGCGGUCCUGACGUGUCUGGCCAUCCGUCUCGGCAUCACUGCGCUGGGCACGGCGGCGCUCCUCGGUGUUGUCAAGGGUGCUGCGGCUUAUGGCGUCUUUACCGUCCUCGGAGGGUACAAAGAUGCCCUUUUCCACUUUCUCCUCAACUAG
Cordyceps fumosorosea ARSEF 2679 is the source of this 930-nucleotide messenger RNA. RefSeq lists its product as hypothetical. The coding region runs from base 1 to 930 and encodes 309 amino acids. The transcript has a single exon. Lineage: Eukaryota; Fungi; Ascomycota; Sordariomycetes; Hypocreales; Cordycipitaceae. The record is from RefSeq and is a predicted model, not a curated record.